GUGAUCAGUGCUGUCUUGUCAACCAGAUCAUAUAUUCAUUACGAGAAUCAGUUUUUAGAGCACAGGCUAGUUUAUGUAACAAAAACUACUAAUGUCCAAAAGUUACAAAUCUGGUAAUGAAGAUGGAAACAAAUGUCCAUAUGCUGAACUACCAGCAAGACUUGCAGUGGACAAGAAGAGCUGGAAAUUGGGGUACAGAUUGCCAAAACUCAAAAGGAAAACCAAAGUGAGAUCUUUCAGGUCCGAGUGCAACACCAAGGUUCAUGCUUGCUUUUCCUACCUGCAGGGAGACAUUUCAAGGUAUGUUCCAUUUUGGGAGUCGUCACUACUGAACAGAAAGAGAUCAGCCCCUUUGAGUCACCUUGUAGAGUUAAUCCAUAACCCACCGCUCGAUGGACUCUGCUAUGGUUGUGACCGAAAACUGCAAAAACAUUUUCACCAUGAGAAGCCUGUACGCACUGGUGGAGGAUACACAUACUUUAGCAAAAAGGAUGCUGCUAAGGCAACUGGUCUAAGUUUGACUCCUGAAGGAACGUCUUAUAUUCCUGAAGAUGAUAUGGCAUCUCUGGCGUUGUCUAUAAAGCAACUUCUGUCUUUGGCUGCAGAAACAGACCUACUCCAACACAUGAAAAGACUUGCUUCUUGUACUAUGGUACAUAAAACUCAGGACAAGCUUAGUGUGGAAUUGCUCAAAGAGUUUUUGGAAUAUGCCUGUGGUCUUAAACUCCAACAGGAAUGUUUUAUAAAGAGUCCAAGUAUCAGCAGGCUUGUGGAAGAUGCUCCUUGGAGGUCCAUCACGAAUUUUUAUGAACCUUUAAACGCACAACAUAUCCAGCCAGCAGAGAAUUCAGCUGUUCUUUUGAUGUUACUGAGAAGUUGCCAGCUCAAAGGACAAGAUCCAAAUGUUGUUUUAAUGUUCCUUAAGAAAUCUUUACUUAAUAAAUGCCCUGAUGCAGAGGAAGUGAUCCUAGACACUUCCACCAAAGAACAACCUAUUGACAAUGGCUGGUUUAUUUGCCGAAGAGUAUUUCUACCAAAACUUUUCCAGACAUACUUAGAGAAUAAAGGAGGGUUUGGACAUUCCCAUUUCACAGAUAUAAAAAAUCCAAAGAAACAAGAUACACAACAGAAAAAAAAGAAAUGCAUACCUGUUUUCAACUCCAUAAUGAUGUUACCUAAACUUCUUCGUGAGGAAGAGGAAAAAAUCCUUCUCCAAUCUUUACAAAAUAUAUCCAAGGAAGAAAGAAUAGUGUUUCUCAAACAACAUGGUCUGUUACAAGACAAACUCCAUACUCCAUUUAUUCCAGGACUUAGUGAGAGACCUCGUGGUCUCUGGACAGAGCCGAAAGCCUUUAAAGUUCAUCACAAGAAAGUCUUCACAAGGCCCACAUCCCCUUUCUCAAAUGACCGUUUGUACAACAUUGGGUCUUUGAAGGCAAACUUUCAAGUGCAAAAAAGUGAAAAAGAGCUGACACAGUUUAUGAAGAUCCACUUCCCUCAGAUACCAUCAGCUAACUCUCCUGUAUAUGAGACAAGAAACAAAGAGUACAGCAUGAGACAACAGGAACCAUCAAAUACACAACCAAUUUUUCUGCUUCACCAUGAUAAUUUUGAUGAGAGCUGUCAGGAGUCAUCUGUCAGAAUAUCCUCUUCACUAACAAAAGAGAUGAAAAGCAGAACAGACAUUGAAAUUGCCGCUUCUAAACAGGAGAAUUUACCUGAGGUCAACCAGAUGGAAGAAAAGAUGAGCCACAUGCAAGAACUGUACUCUGCCUCUCAGUCUAAUUUCAAGCCUGAAUUUGAAGACAAUCAUCAAGUGGAUAAUGAUCCAGAUCAAGAAGCCUCAUUAUUGUCAAUUGCAUCAUUUCAAUCAACUACUUCUUGUGAGGAUGAAAUUCUUCAGGGACUGUUUCCCUCAAACAAAGUGUCCUUCCUUCCAACUUUCAAGGAGGUGCAAAGGGAUGAAGAAAACAAACUGAAAAAAGGGGAGGAAAAGCAGAAAAAGAAGAAAGUGAAAAUGUCUGUGCAGCAACCAAACAUAACCAAAUGCUAUUCAGAACAUUUUCAUGAUUCUUAUUGUGGCUUGGAUACAACUCAAAGAGAAAAUUGUCCAGGUUCAACUGACAAAUGCCUUUCCUUGGAUACAAUACAGAAUGAUAUGUUACAUCCAAGAGAACUAGAUUCCCUUGUAUAUCUUGAGACUUCUGCUCAAAGAACAAAAUCACCUCCUAUCCAGCUGGUUACACACAAACCUGAUACCUUAGAACAAUGUAAAGAUGAAAGCCAACUCAAAACAGAAAAGCCACCAGAUGCUGGUGAUGAUAGGCAGGCCAAUGAAAAAGCAGAGGCUAUCAUCACUAAGAAAGAGGAGGGGAAAAACCUGCCAAGAGCUGUUUUCACAAAGAGGAAACCAUUGCCAAAUAUCAAGAGAUACCCUAGGAAACAUAGCCAGAAAGCCAGAAUUGUGGGGGAAGAAACACAAAGACUCAGGCCAAGCAUUUUGGAUUUCUUAACCAAGUACUGCAUCAUUAAACCAGAACGUUUAUCACUUUAUGAAAGAGUUUUUCUAAAGUACUGCAGUCAUGAGAACAGAGACCAAGAAUCCACUGAAAGCUCAAGCACAAAUUUCAACUAUAUGCCUGGUGGUUUUGAUCAUGUAGAAGAAGUUUUUGCCCUGCAAAAAGCAAAGGAAAAUAUAGACAUUGGAAGAAAAAUCCAAAUAAUUGUUGAAAGAGGCUCUGUAUCAGACCAACUGGAAAAAAUACAGUUUCAAAUUAAGAAGCUUUUGGAAAGAAAAAAGCACAUUAUGGACACCGUACAAGAACUUCAAGAUCGUAUAAUACAGUUCCAGGCUACAAUAAAUGACCAACAGUUCCAUACAACAGAGCAGAAGAGGCAAAAGAAAAGGAAAAUGAUGAAAGGCACAAAGUUCAUUCUAGAUAUGAAGGAAAAGAAAGAUAACUUCUGUGGACGUCCAUCCUCUGUGCUGUCCAUAUCUUCAGGUGCCCCAAUGAAACAGGCUGAGGCCCACCAACAAAUUGAGCAUCUUGAUCUUAAAAUAAAAUUCUUCUGGAGCAAGAGUAAAGAAAUAAACUCAAGAUUAUCAGAGCUGAAUCAGGCAAGAACGGUUUUAGAACACAAAAACAAAGAAGUGAAUUUAGAGGCAAUCAUUCAGAAUUCCAAGGUUCCUCCUGAAGAAAGAAGGUUACAAAGUGCUCUGUAUCGCAGAUUGCACCCAGACAAGGAUCUUGCACUUGACCUAGCUGAUCUUGAAGAAGCUCUCCAGGAUGUUAAUAAGAGCCUGGUUUCUCCAAAAGAGUUCUCUUAUAUUUUCCAUCAUAUGAUGUUCAUCCACUCCUGAGGAAGACUGCAAGAAACAUCAGGAAUCUUGCCAGCCCUGAAUGUCGGGCGGAGGGACUCCGUGCUUCGGGCUUGCUCGCCUCCUGGGCAUCAUUUUGUUGGACACCACAGGACUAAGAAAAGUUUUUGGCAUUGUUCCAUAACAUGCAUUUAUGAGUUGGUUCUCUUACCAGUCCUGUUCAGUGCACCAUUGAAUGCUUAUGGCACUUGGGUCCUUUAAUUUAAUUUAUUUUUAUGCGGAUUAUUACAAAUUUAUUUAUGUGUGAAUUACCAUUAUUGUUGCACAUCUGGUUUCAUUGUUUUAUAUAUAUAUAUUGACUGUUUGCCCCUCUGCCUUCAUUUGUGGUUAUCCAUUUUCUCUUUGUUCAUUCCCUGCGCUUAGCAUGUCUGGGAGGGGGCCACAUCGUUGAAUUGGGCAAGCACUGCCAACAGUUUACCCCUAAGACAAGAGGGGAUCGUGCCUCCCUACUGAAAGCCAUGCAAUGGGAGAAGGCCAUGUCAAGCACCAGUAGCCCAGCAGCAAAGACAUGUGCUGAGGCAGAGUGCAUGGUAUGAGCCGUAUCUGGCGUCAACUGGCACUCUUUCUCUAAGAGCUGUGUGCAAAGUCACCUACACACCAUACACCCACAAAGUAGAGGAAGAGAAGGAAGCGAUUUUCUCUCACAAUAUUUCUAUCCAAGAGCAGUAGUUACUCUUGUCACAAGUCCUAUUUUAUUGCAUGUUUAGUACACGUUCCCUAUGGAAUGUCUAAAAAUAACAUUCUUUUGGUACUGUAAUGUUAUAGUAGUAAUAAUAUAUGCAAAUAUACCCUCGGAUCCGAGUCGCCAUUGAAACCGACAUUGAAAGUUGUCAUGGUCUUGUGAGACCUCGGCAUCAACUCGCUUGGUACCAAGCAUUGUCCCACUUGAUGAUAGCCUCCCGAAGUCUCUAGAAGGGACAUUGAGAUCUCUGCUGCCAACUGAAACUGAAGAGGCUCCUUUGGAUCCACUGCCCCAAAAGCAGAAGAACAAAUUGAAGCACUUAGAGAAACUGUGAAGCAAAUCCUGGAACUGUAGCAAUCCGCCUGUUCUGGAACCCAUGCCUGAACCAAGAUCAGAGUCAGUUGUUGUGUCCCGUAGGAGAUCAAGCUCACAGUCUCCAUCAUUGGAAAGGGAAGCCAGGAUGGAGACAGAAGCCCAGCAACAGAUGUACCUGGCGAUGGAACAGGCACGUCAAAAACCAAAAGACUGUAUUUUAAAAUAUAUUUAUUCAGAUACCCCGGAAACAGUCGCUUUUCUAAAAAGUCGCUUAUCUAAAAAGAAAAAGGACGGCUAAAUCUUAUGGUGUCUUGCCAGCAGCACCUGGAGGCCAGUCUUACAGAAGGUCAGGAAGACAAUACUAUCAACAGAGAUGUGACUAUAGGUCACAUUGAUUCCAGCCAUAUCGACAACAGUAUCCAUAUAGAGCACCUUACUCAGGACAGGCUCAACCCAGAAGGAAGCAAUCAGGGCAUCUUACAUCAUCCCACCAGAACCAACCUAAUAAAGAGCAUAUGUAGAACCAGAAGGGCCAGUUCUGACUAAAGGUGCAAAAAUCUGUAACCUCAGCACUCUUUGAGGACAGAUUGUCAAAGUUCCUCCAUGCAUGCCAGGACAUUUCUUCUGAUGUUUGGGUUUUGUCUAUUAUUAAAGUAGGUUACAGGUUGGAAUACUAUUCCUUGACUCUGACUUAUUUGCCUUCUCGGACCCCCAAUAAUAUUGUACCUGAAUUGCAAGAGAAGAUUAAUACAUUAUUAGAGAAAGAGGCGCUUCAAAAGGUCCCUAGUUCAGACACACUAUUUGGGUUUUUCUCACGCUUCUUCCUGGUGGACAAGAAGGAUGGAGGGAAAAGAACCAUCUUCGGUCUGAGAGGCUUAAAUAAUUAUUUGAAAGUCUUAAAAUUUAGAAUGGUCACACUCCCUUGGAUCUUAAACAUAGUCUCCCAUGAUGCAUAGUUUGCAGUCUUAGACUUGCAGGAUGCUUAUUUUCAUAUCUCAAUAUGUCUAGAGCAUAGGAGGUACAUCAGGUUCGUGUUCAAUGACGAAGUGUUUUAGUACUCGGCCACAGCACCUCAGGUAUUUAUGAAAUGUGUGGCUGUAAUCAGGUCUCGAAUGUUACAAUGGCAUGGAUUCAGGUGGCCAGAUAGGCCGUAUCAAGGUAGGGGGCUGUCUUCCAGGUUAGACUGAAGUUGUAGAAAGUGUUUUUUGCAGCUGCCUUAACUUGCUUUUCUAAUUGUAGUACUGAAUCCAGUAUAACCCCAUGGCUCUUAACUGAAUCUGCAAGUGGCAAGUGAACUCCAUCGAAUGUGGAGAGUACAAGAUCUCUGCCUUUCCAACCAGCAUCACUUUCGUCUUGUAUGGGUUCAGUUUCAGUUUGCAGGGAUGGCAUAUGAAGGUGAUAUGUGAUGUCUCCUUCUGCUACUGGGAGUAGGUCUUCUUAAGCCAGGGACAAAACAGAAAAAUAAAUAUCUGUUAAGUCAAAUGCCCUUCAAAUUCUAUAACACUAUUUUUUUUCUUUCAGAUUCUUGAACUUCCAGGUCAAUACAGAUUAAACCUUGAACUCUUCUGUGUAAUAGCAGCUCUAUCGGAGAAAAUAACACA
This is a messenger RNA of Eublepharis macularius, 5977 nucleotides long. RefSeq lists its product as uncharacterized. The record is from RefSeq and is a predicted model, not a curated record. The coding region runs from base 92 to 3361 and encodes 1089 amino acids. Lineage: Eukaryota; Metazoa; Chordata; Lepidosauria; Squamata; Eublepharidae. The transcript is spliced from 25 exons.